AUGGUCAAGGUCGUCGAGGCCGCGCGGCCGUCGAGCGUGACGACGACGUGGAUCUUCUUCCUCUUCUGCCUCAUCAACCUGCUCAACUACGUGGACCGCGGGAUCAUUCCCGGCGCGCCGACGCAGUUCCAGUACUUUAUCAAGGCCACGAUGAACAUCACGGUCGGCCAAGAGAGCUUCUACCUCGGCCUCCUCGCCUCGUCCUUCAUCGCGAGCUACGCCGGCUUCAUCCUCCUCUUUGGCUAUCUCUCGAUCUUUAUGAAGCCCUUCCGCCUCGUCGGCGUCGGCCUCCUCGUGUGGUGCGUCGCCGUCCUCGUCUGCGGCGCCGCCAAGCAAACCAACAGCUUUUACGUGCUCCUCGCCGGGCGUAUCCUCAGUGGCAUUGGCGAGUCGAGCUUCCAAUGCAUUGCGCCGCCCUUCAUCGACGACUACGCGCCGCCCGCCACCCGGACGCUCUGGCUCGGCGUCUUCUUCGCCUGCAUUUCGGUCGGGACCGCCGUCGGGUACGAGUACGGUGCGCUCUUUGCCGACUCGAACCUCGGGUGGGGCUGGGCGUUCUACGUCGAGGCCUUCCUCAUGGCGCCACUCGCGCUCAUUGCGCUCUGCUGCAUUCCCGCCAAGUACGACCGUCCGGGCAAUCACCAGGUACACCGGCCGUCCGACGAAGACGACGACGAGGCGACGAUCACGCACGACGCUUCCUCCCACGUCGACGACCUCGAAGACCACAGCCGGUUAAUCAAAGCCAAGACGUCGCCGUCGACCUCACUCGAUGCUGACGCGAAUAGUGCGCCCUCCUCCACGUUGACGCUCGAAGCGCCGGCCAACUUUUUCCACGAAGCGUUCGCCGUGAGCAACAACGCGGUCUUCGUGCUCGUCGUGCUCGGAUCGGCUGCGUUCACCUUCUCGCUCGCGGGCCUGAGUGUCUUUGGCCCCAUGUUCCUCAUCGGGCUCGGACUCUUUGAGAAGGAGACGCACGCGUCCGUCGUCUUUGGCUCCGUCGUCGUGCUGGCGGGAACGAUUGGGACGCCGGUGGGCGGCCUCAUCCUCGACUACACGUGCCGCAACCUUGGCGCGAACGUGGCCAUGCGGCAGUACAUGGCGCUGCGGCAAAUGUUCCUCUUCAUGGUCGCGGGCACGUGCCUCUCGCUCAUCGCGUGGGCGUCGCUCCCGUCCAAGCUCUGGUUCCUCGUGCUCUUUGGGAUCGCGCUCGUCUUCCUCUUUGGCACGACGUCGUGCACGGCGAUCGCAGUGCUCCUCAGUGUCUCGCCGUCGCGCCGGCGCUCGCCGUCGCCGUCAACACGCUGCUGAUCCACGUGUUUGGGGACGUGCCGUCGCCCAUCCUCCUCGGCGCGCUCAAAGACGCGCUCGCGCCCGACUGCGGCAGCAUUGAAGUGGGCGGCAAAAUCAUCUUGAACCCCGACUGCGUCCAGGACCGGAAAGGCCUCAUGGACUCGCUCCUCUUCCCGCUGCUGUGGAUGGUCUGGACCGUCCUCCUCUGGGGCAUGGCCGUGCUCCUCGUCCAGAAGCGCCUCCGCCUCGCCGGCCAGCCCGUCUAGUGUCCACCGUAUAUACCCACAACACGAUACUACUCUCCGA
This is a messenger RNA of Saprolegnia parasitica CBS 223.65, 1599 nucleotides long. RefSeq lists its product as hypothetical. The transcript is spliced from 3 exons. Lineage: Eukaryota; Oomycota; Saprolegniomycetes; Saprolegniales; Saprolegniaceae. The record is from RefSeq and is a predicted model, not a curated record. Gene Ontology annotation, biological process: transmembrane transport. Gene Ontology annotation, molecular function: transmembrane transporter activity. Gene Ontology annotation, cellular component: membrane. The coding region runs from base 1 to 1311 and encodes 436 amino acids.